Molecule: messenger RNA, 3558 nt
Organism: Zonotrichia leucophrys gambelii
Lineage: Eukaryota; Metazoa; Chordata; Aves; Passeriformes; Passerellidae
Gene: PACSIN2
Product: protein kinase C and casein kinase substrate in neurons 2
Exons: 10
Coding region: 163-1503 (446 amino acids)
Biological process (GO): plasma membrane tubulation; actin cytoskeleton organization; regulation of endocytosis
Cellular component (GO): plasma membrane; cytoplasm; endosome
Molecular function (GO): phospholipid binding; protein binding
Source: RefSeq, a predicted model, not a curated record
GCGGCGGCGCCGAGCGGAGCGCCGGGGUCGGGUCGGUUCCACCGCGCUCUCGCCGUCUCGUCACCCCCACCCCCGCCGGGCACGGGCGACGGGCAGGUCCCGGCGCUGCAGAUUCUGAAGGUGUUUAAGCUCUGAAUACUUACAAGCUCUUCAUACAUAACAAUGUCUGGCUCAUACGAUGAUUCCGUUGGAGUAGAAGUUUCUAGUGAUAGCUUCUGGGAGGUUGGGAAUUACAAGAGGACAGUGAAACGAAUUGAUGAUGGCCACAGACUUUGCAAUGACCUCAUGAACUGCAUUCAUGAACGGGCACGGAUAGAGAAGGUCUAUGCUCAGCAGCUCACAGAAUGGGCUAAAAGGUGGAAGCAACUUGUGGAGAAAGGCCCACAGUAUGGAACAGUAGAAAGGGCUUGGUGUGCUUUUAUGUCAGAAGCUGAAAAAGUGAGUGAACUACAUCUAGAAGUAAAAGGUUCACUGAUGAAUGAAGAUUUUGAAAAAAUCAAGAACUGGCAGAAGGAAGCCUUUCAUAAGCAAAUGAUGGGAGGAUUUAAGGAAACCAAAGAAGCAGAAGAUGGAUUUAGGAAAGCUCAGAAACCCUGGGCAAAAAAGCUGAAAGAGGUGGAAGCUGCAAAGAAAGCUUACCAUGCUGCCUGCAAGGAGGAAAAACUGGCUAUAUCCAGAGAAACAAACAGCAAAGCUGAUCCAGCACUGAAUCCUGAACAACUCAAGAAAUUACAAGACAAAGUGGAGAGAAGCAAACAAGAUGUACUAAAGACAAAAGAGAAGUAUGAAAAGUCUCUGAAAGAAUUAGAUAAUGCCACUCCUCAGUAUAUGGAGAACAUGGAGCAGGUAUUUGAGCAGUGCCAGCAGUUUGAGGAAAAGCGGUUGCGUUUCUUCCGAGAAGUGUUACUGGAAGUCCAGAAACACCUUGACUUGUCCAACGUUGCAAGUUACAAAAAUAUCUACCGUGAGCUGGAACAGAAUAUCAAAACAGCAGAUGCUGUUGAAGACUUGCGGUGGUUCAGAGCUAAUCAAGGUCCAGGGAUGUCAAUGAAUUGGCCUCAGUUUGAGGAGUGGUCUGCAGACCUGAAUCGCACUCUCAGCAGAAGAGAAAAGAAGAAGGCUUCUGAUGGAGUGACUCUGACUGGCAUCAGUCAGACAGGAGAACAAGUUUCACAGCCUAACAAACAUAGCAGUGUUAGCAGCUAUGAGAAAAACCAAAGCUACCCUACAGAUUGGUCUGACGAAGAGUCCAACAACCCCUUCUCCUCCACUGAUGCAAAUGGAGACACCAAUCCCUUUGAUGAAGACACCCCUCCUGCCAUGGAGGUGAGAGUACGUGCACUCUACGACUAUGAGGGCCAGGAGCAGGACGAGCUCAGCUUUAAGGCUGGGGAUGAGUUGACCAAAAUAGAGAAUGAGGAUGAGCAGGGCUGGUGCAAAGGACGCCUGGACAAUGGACAAGUUGGUUUAUACCCAGCAAACUAUGUGGAACCAAUCCAGUGACAAAGGACAAAAUAAACACAGAAGUGUCACAAGAGCUCUGUAGGCCUGUACAGUGUAUUUAGGUGAAGUGAGAGGAAACUGAAUGGAUGUAUAGAGUGUAAAUAUUUUAAUGAAAUAUGAGAGCUUGAUACCCAAAUAAGGCUGAAUGAAAGACAAAAGCUUGACUUUGUUCUCACACCUUGUACCCAAUGCAAAGGAAAGGAGUAAGGCUGAAAAAAUAGUAUGAUAGGAAAAAUACUUUUUAAACUUUUUCUUCCCACAUGGUCUGUUAUUGUGGAUCCUAAACAUUUUUGCAUUUUCUAUGCUUAUGCCUCAUCCUACCCCAGGUAUGUGGCUUACGCUCACUUUUGUUUAAUCAGUUAUUUUAAGUGACCUUUCAGUAACUUGCAACUUGAAUUUUAAAGAUUGAUAAGAACAAAUAAAGAAUUAACUAUAAUAAUGUCUGAAAGAUGCAGUAUUUUUUUAUUUAAAUGCUAUGUAGUUAAGCACCUUUUUUAUGCUUUAUCAAUUAAUACUUAAAUUAUGACAUAGAUUUAGUUACCACUUGACUGAAUGAAAGCUUUUUCCAUGUUGUAGUAAUCUUUCUGUGUUGUCAGCAUGGCUUGAAGUUGUAAAUGGAGUUGUAAAACAAAAUUCUGUGUUUAAUAAAUAUCUGUUACAGAAGGUUAUUUGUAGCAGAGAUAUCUGCAGGUGUCAUGGGUUGGAAUUCUAUUACAAACGUUCUUUAUGUGGGUUGCCACUUGAACUAAGAGUUUUCCAUCUAGAUCUUAAGUGGCAUUCAAGAGAAAUAUGAAUUAUGCAUAAGCCGCAGAAGAGUGGCUAUUUCCAGCACAUGUUUGCAGGGAAAAAAAAUCUCCUUUUAACUGCUAAUGAUUUUUGGGUGAUUUGAAAUGUUAAAUCUGUGAAGGCUGAUUAUCUUGAACAGAGAAGACUGUAAAAUAGACUAAAUGCUUUUAUUAAUAGCCUAUCUAUGUUGUGUAUAUGUACAUAUAAUUUGAUAUUCCAAAAUAUGAAGAGCAUGGCUAUUAGUUAUCAAGCCUUUUGGUGUCAAUAAGAUUUAGACUAUUUUAAGAGUUUAAAUUAUAGGUAUAUUUAAAUCUGCUUUCCUGCCAUAUUCAUUACUGUACCAUAGACAAAGUAUUCUGUGAUAAGAUUUUUCAGAAAUACAGUAAAUACACUAAUAUACUCAAAAUCAGUAUUUGUGGAUAAAUUAAUGAGUCAAAGUAUAAACUAGCUUUAGUCCAAACAUAGAUUAUUGUAGCAGAACACUGUAAAAUCUACAUUUGUUUGCAGUUACAACUUGGCCAGCUGUAGUUGUGUCAAAUAUUCACUUGUGACAUUGAAAACUGGGUUGUAAAACUACAGCAGAUCUGUGUUAAAGCUAAGUAUCAGGUAAGUAGAUAUGCCAUGUUGGGAAGCUACACUGUAAUGAAGUUAACAAAUCUUUUUUGAGGUAACUAUAAAACACUGUUGGUAAUCUUGGACCCUAUCAUUUUUGAGCUUAUAGAUAUAUUUAGUCAUUAUUUUCAGUGAAUCCAAAUGUGCAAGCUUAGAAAGUGGAUGUAUGUAUAUGUCUGUCAACAAAAACUUACCAACAUAUUUGUUCAUCCACAGGACAGUUGCUAAAAUUGUCAGGAAUUACUGGUUUGGGUCUCUGUGUUGUAAAAUAUUUUAGAAAACAAUAAAGUCUGUUAAUCUCUUAAAUACACAGAAUGCACCUUUUACUAUUUCAAUGUGUGUCAAAGCACAAAUAAUCUGUGCAUUUCAUUGCAAUUCAUAGUUACAAAACCUGCAUUGUGUAAAAGAGCCACAAGCAGGAGUGUGACAUGGGUGACAUUGUGCCGUUUACAAAAAAGGGAGGUGCCAUGCACAGGAAUUCUUGGCAAAACAUUCCAGCAAAAUCUUCAUGGAAGAAGAGAAAACUGUCUUUUAUGGGUAGCAGAGUCCACUGUGAUGCUGCUUUCUGUGAUGUUGUCAAGCCUCAGAUAGCGUGGGUGACCAGCUGAGCUUUUUAUUUCUUCUUAAAUAAAGUAUCUGAAUAUUUUCUGCCUUUGA